AUGAAGCUCUCACCUCCUGUCGAGGAUGGCCCAGUGACCAGCUGCAAUUGCUCUAUCUGUACCAUCAAUGGAUAUCUUAUGGUGUACCCAUUGGAGUCCAACAUCACCUGGCUCAGUGGUUUUGAUGACCUCACCACUUACACCUUUGGCCCAGAGAAGAUUGCACAUUCCUUCUGCUCGACUUGCGGGACGAGCAUUGGCGGGAAGAGCACCGAUCCAAAUUUCUUUGCCGACAAUCGGGCUUUGAAUGUGCGCACGUUGAAGGGUGUCGAUGUCGACGCGCUGAAAUUGAGGAAAGUUGAUGGUCGGAGCAAAACGAUCAAGCUCCCUUCGGAUGCACCUCGCAAACUGUCCCGUUGA
This is a messenger RNA of Fonsecaea nubica, 360 nucleotides long. RefSeq lists its product as hypothetical. The record is from RefSeq and is a predicted model, not a curated record. Gene Ontology annotation, molecular function: carbon-sulfur lyase activity. The coding region runs from base 1 to 360 and encodes 119 amino acids. The transcript is spliced from 3 exons. Lineage: Eukaryota; Fungi; Ascomycota; Eurotiomycetes; Chaetothyriales; Herpotrichiellaceae.